AGAAAUCGAGGCCGGGGCUUCGGCUCGACCGCCGUCCAUGGAGGCCGCCGGCGGAGAAGGGGAGCCGGAGGCGCUCAGCUGCUUCUCCUACAACCAGGACUGCACGUACGUCCCUGGCUAUUGGAACCAGAACUGGGUACAGGCUUUUUUCCUUGAGUUCUGUGGAGCAGCUGGAUCAGGUCCAUGAAAGCAAUGAAAUCCCGGAUGUUUACAUUGUAGAGCGCCUCUUCUCCAGUAGCCUGGUGGUGGUGGUGAGUCGCACAAAGCCUCGGCAGAUGAAUGUCUACCAUUUCAAGAAAGGGACCGAAAUCUGUAACUACAGUUACUCUAGCAAUAUCCUCUCUGUCCGGCUCAAUCGGCAGAGACUAAUUGUUUGCUUGGAGGAAUCUAUUUAUGUCCAUAACAUUAAGGACAUGAAGCUUCUGAAAACGAUCUUGGACACCCCUCCAAACACAACAGGUUUAUGUGCACUUUCUAUCAACCAUUCCAAUUCCUACUUGGCAUACCCCGGCAGCACGACCGUCGGCGAGAUUGUGCUGUACGACGGAAACAAUUUGAGAGAUGUCUGUUCAAUUUCUGCCCACGAUGGGCCCCUCGCUGCCCUGGCCUUCAACUCCACAGGGUCAAAACUAGCAAGUGCUUCUGAAAAGGGAACUGUCAUUCGGGUGUUUUCCAUCCCUGAGGGGCAAAAGGUCUAUGAAUUCAGAAGAGGAAUGAAGAGGUACGUGAACAUCAGCUCCCUGGUGUUCAGCAUGGACUCGCAAUUCUUAUGUGCAUCAAGCAACACCGAGACCGUGCACAUCUUUAAGCUGGAACAUCUCACAGACAGCCGGCCGGAAGAACCCCCGUCCUGGAGCGGUUACAUGGGCAAGAUGUUCAUGGCCGCCACCAACUACCUCCCUUCUCAAGUGUCAGGCAUGAUGAGCCAGGACCGGGCCUUUGCCACAGUGCGCUUGAACUUCUCUGGACAAAGGAACAUCUGUGUGCUCUCCACAAUCCAGAAGUUGCCUCGGCUCUUGGUUACGACGUCUGACGGACACCUUUACCUCUACAACCUGGACCCUCAAGAUGGAGGAGAGUGUGUUCUAAUCAAGAAACACAGCUUGCUUGACCUGGGAAAGGCAGAAGAGAACAAAGAAAACGAUCUCCGUCCCCCAGUACCUCAGACUUACGCUGCAACUGUAGCCCGGCAGAGUUCGGUGCCUUCACCUUCGAUGGUGCCAGGUUACUCAGAAGAUGGAGGAGCCCUUCGAGGAGAGGUUAUACCAGAGCACGAAUUCGCCACUGGGCCAGUGUGUCUGGAUGAUGAAAAUGAAUUUCCACCUAUAAACUUGUGCCGUGGAAGCCAGACGAACAAAGGCAAGAGGUCAUGAGGAGUGGCAAACAGCAGAGCACGGAGCGACGGAUGGGAGGUAGUUUGGAGAAACAAAAAAAUGGGAAAGUGGAAGACCCCACAAGUGAGAGGGGAAGCCAGAGGUGCUCCAGUGCUUUUAACACAGUAUGUUUCUUCUUAGCCAACCCUUUGUGUGUAUUCUCUUUAAAGUGCUGCGUGGGUUUGGUAUCAGUGUACUGUAUAUGCACAUUGCUCUAUACUCGAGUGUAAAUGUUACCCCCCUCCCAAAGAACCUGAAUUUUAUACACAUGCCUGCCCUUUUCUAAUUUAUGUCAUGUAUAAAUGUACUUAACAGAA
Messenger RNA from Lacerta agilis (Sand lizard), 1690 nucleotides. It is a transcript of the gene WIPI1, whose product is annotated as WD repeat domain, phosphoinositide interacting 1. Bases 276 to 1373 code for a protein of 365 amino acids. Gene Ontology annotation, biological process: protein lipidation; nucleophagy; autophagy of mitochondrion. Gene Ontology annotation, molecular function: phosphatidylinositol-3-phosphate binding; protein binding; phosphatidylinositol-3,5-bisphosphate binding. The record is from RefSeq and is a predicted model, not a curated record. Lineage: Eukaryota; Metazoa; Chordata; Lepidosauria; Squamata; Lacertidae. The transcript is spliced from 13 exons. Gene Ontology annotation, cellular component: phagophore assembly site membrane; extrinsic component of membrane; cytosol.